UGCAGUCGAUUUUUGGAUUAAUCAGUGUGACAUCUACCCGAGAAGUAAUCAUGAAGUACCUAGCUCUGACCCUCUUCGUGUGCCUGAUGGCCUUUGUCCUGGUAUCUGCAGUGCCCGUGGAUGAGUCCCUGAUUGGAGAUAAUAUCUACCAACCAGCCUUCGACGAUGUCCAGCGUCCCCAGGAUCCUCAGGCAAUCUUCAAGCUGAAGAAGCUGCUCAAGCUGAAGAAGCUUCUGGGCUAGGAGGCGUAGCUCACACCCUUUGCCGGUGCCAUCCGCCCGAUAAGCUCAGCUCAGAUUCUAGUCCAACCAAUUGGGAACCUUGCCUCCCCCACAGCAUUCAAUAUCAGCCAAUUCAGCCUUUUUGUCAGAAAACCUAGAUAAUACCAUCCAUAAUCACACACAGCACGCAUCCAUACAUACGAAUGAAGCCCACGUAAUCGUAACCUAAAAUAAAUGUAAUUUUCAUACAACAAAAA
This is a messenger RNA of Drosophila kikkawai, 478 nucleotides long. RefSeq lists its product as uncharacterized. NCBI's taxonomy places the organism in Eukaryota, Metazoa, Arthropoda, Insecta, Diptera, Drosophilidae. The record is from RefSeq and is a predicted model, not a curated record.